Molecule: messenger RNA, 6590 nt
Organism: Topomyia yanbarensis
Lineage: Eukaryota; Metazoa; Arthropoda; Insecta; Diptera; Culicidae
Gene: didum
Product: unconventional myosin-Va
Exons: 12
Coding region: 623-6271 (1882 amino acids)
Biological process (GO): vesicle transport along actin filament; actin filament organization
Cellular component (GO): myosin complex; actin cytoskeleton; cytoplasm
Molecular function (GO): actin filament binding; ATP binding; microfilament motor activity
Source: RefSeq, a predicted model, not a curated record
AACUGUUCUUAGUUGGAGUUGAUUUGACACGGAACGUGGAUGGGUUUUCCGAGCCGUCCGUCCGAACUGUGUUGGUAUUUGUUGUGCUUCUUUCCCACAGUAGCCCAGAGAAGCGAGCAAGCGGAUUCGCUACAUGUGGCAUUUUGUGCAGUGAAAUAAAUUGCUGUGCUGACUGCUGAUUACGCGAUACUUUUUCAUUUUCUCAGGUUGUAUGAAGAAGAUAAUCAAGUGCGAAGGUGAUGUUAAUCUAAUUGGCUUGGCAGGAGUUGCACAAAUAAAGCAAGUGAAUUGGGAUGUUUGCUAUAAUUACCCGACCAACAGUGAAAUUUUAGGAAGCAAAUUGUGUUAUUCAAAGUGAAGUGUGCCCGAGGUGAAGGUUGAUAAUUAUCGUGGUAAAAGUAAUGAUUUGCGGAAAUAAAAUGUGUAAAACAUCAGAUUCCUGUUUCGGGUAUUACUGAUUUCUUCCGUCUAGCUGGUAAUCGAAAACCAACCCAUUGCCUGGUAUGCUAAACCAAGUUCUCCAAUUAGCGCAAUUUGGAAGCAACAUUGAAGCAUUUUGCCGCAUUGGGUGAGAGAAAAAAAGCCCGAAGCGUGAAAGGCACGAAACAACAAUACGAGAAACAUGUCAUCAAUGGAGCUCUACGUGAAGGACGCACGUGUCUGGAUCCCACACCCUGAAAACGUUUGGCAAGGCGCCGUUGUACUCCGUGACUACAAGGAAGGUAGCAGCACACUAGAGCUCAUCACAGACCGACAGGUGAAGCACACGGUCCAGCUAAAAUCCAAGAAUGAUCUUCCUCCACUGCGUAAUCCAGCCAUCCUCAUCGGACAGAAUGAUCUCACGGCACUGUCUUACCUGCACGAACCGGACGUCCUGUACAAUCUGGAAGUUCGCUUCUGCGACCGGCACGCCAUCUACACGUACUGUGGGAUCGUGCUGGUUGCCAUCAAUCCGUAUGCCGAACUGCCAUUGUACGGAGCGGAUCUAAUUCGAGCCUAUCGGGGUCACUCGAUGGGCGAACUGGAGCCACAUAUCUUUGCCGUGGCAGAAGAAGCCUACGCUAAGUUAGAGCGGGAAAAAUGUGAUAUUAGUAUAAUUGUUAGUGGUGAAUCCGGUGCGGGGAAAACCGUUUCGGCGAAGUAUGCUAUGCGAUACUUCGCAACGGUAGGUGGUAGUGAAUCGGAAACACAAAUAGAGAAAAAAGUGUUGGCCAGUAAUCCGAUAAUGGAAGCUAUCGGAAAUGCUAAAACAACGAGAAAUGACAACAGUUCGAGAUUCGGAAAGUUCACAAAGCUGUUGUUCACCAACAAUCUGUCCAUGAUGUCGUUGACGGGGGGCACCAUGCAGACGUAUCUGUUGGAAAAAUCGCGUGUCGUUUUUCAAGCUCCUGGCGAGCGGAAUUAUCAUAUAUUCUAUCAACUUUGUGCGGCACGACAACGGUGGCCGGAGCUGAUGUUGGAUCACCAGAACAAGUUUCAUUUUUUGAAUCAGGGCCACUCACCUGACAUUGUGAAGGUUUCCGACGAAACGCAGUUUCAGGAAACAACGAAGGCACUGAACAUUCUCGGGUUUGAUGAUCCAGAGAUCAGUGACAUUAUGAGGAUACUUGCAGCUGUGCUGCACUUAGGCAAUAUUGAGUUCACCCACAAGUACAAAAAGCAAACCCAGGAAGUGGACCAGGAGGCGUGUACUGUAGCGUCCGACGACCUACACCUGAGCAUCUUCAGCGACAUUCUAAAGCUAGACCGGGAUGAGCUGCGCAAAUGGCUCAUUACUCGCCAGAUUGAAUCCAUCAACGAUAGCGUGCUGAUACCGCAAAACAAACCGCAAUCGGAAGCCGCCCGAGAUGCCCUAGCAAAGCACGUGUACGCGGAAAUGUUCCAAUACAUAGUGAAAAAGAUUAACCGCAAUUUGGCUGGGGCGAAAAAGCAGAGCUGCUUCAUCGGCGUUCUCGACAUCUACGGCUUCGAAACAUUUGACGUGAAUUCUUUCGAGCAGUUCUGCAUCAAUUAUGCCAACGAGAAACUUCAGCAGCAGUUUAACCAGCACGUUUUCAAGCUCGAACAGGAGCAGUACUUAAAGGAGGGCAUCCAGUGGACGAUGAUUGAUUUCUAUGAUAAUCAGCCGUGCAUCGAUUUAAUCGAAUCCAAGCUGGGUAUUCUGGACUUGCUGGACGAGGAGUGCCGAAUGCCCCGUGGAUCGGAUGAGUCUUGGGUGGGCAAAUUGUUUGAGAAAUGCUCCAAGUACAAACAUUUCGACAAACCUCGCUUCGGGACUAGUGCUUUUCUCAUCAAGCAUUUCUCGGACACAGUUCAAUACGAAUCGCAGGGAUUUUUGGAGAAGAACCGGGACACUGUGUCCAAGGAGCUGGUCAAUGUCCUAGCACUGUCCGGUAUGAAAUUGUGCCAUAAGCUGAUGACUGCACAAGAUGAACAGCAGUCACCGUCGGAAGCAGCGAGAAGUCGCGGAGUGAAGCUGGUAGUUAGUGCUGCCAAGAGUCAGCCAGCAGAUAAAAGACGAAAGCCAAUGACCCAAAAACAGCAGCGGAAAACAGUUGGUUCGCAGUUCCGAGAAAGUUUGACGCUUCUGAUUACCACACUUCACAAUACGACACCGCAUUACGUGAGGUGCAUUAAGCCUAACGAAGACAAAGCUGCCUUCAAAUGGGAAGCGCCGAAAAUUGUCCAGCAGUUGCGAGCCUGUGGAGUGCUGGAAACUGUCCGCAUUUCAGCAGCAGGGUUCCCGUCCCGCUGGACGUACGAGAGCUUCUACGACCGGUAUCGUCUGUUGUGUAAGCGCGUUCAAAUUAUCGAUUGGAAUGAGAAGGCCACUUGUUCUAACAUCGUACGCAACUGGUUAACCGAUACGGACAAGUAUCGUUUGGGAAAAACACAGAUAUUCUUUCGUGCCGGCCAGGUUGCCUAUCUCGAGCAGGUCAGAAGCGACGUGCGUAAGAAACACAUUGUUCUGGUUCAGUCACUGAUAAGACGGUUUAUCUGUCGACAUAAAUUUUCGAGAUUGAAGAGAACUGCUCUCGGGCUGCAGCGUCACGCUAGAGGGAUGCUGGCCAGAAAGCGAGCUGAUAAUCUUCGAAAAAAUCGGGCUGCGAUCAAAAUUCAGCGUUACGUGCGAGGUUGGCUCAAAAGAAUCAAAUAUCAGCGAAUCCGAAAAACAAUUUCCGGCAUACAAACCUAUGCUCGAGGUUUGCUGGCACGGAGAAAGUUCAAGCAAGUGCUGGAUAACUACAAAGCUACGCAGAUCCAACGAUACUGUCGGGGUUAUUUGGCCCGGCAGCGUACAAGAAAACGGCUGGCUGAUAUUAUCAAGUGUCAAGCUACAAUUCGUCGUUUCCUAGCUCGUCGGCUGUACAAACGAAUGAAGGCAGAGGCUCGAACCAUCUCUCACAUUCAGAAAAUGUACAAAGGUUUGGAAAACAAGAUCAUCGAACUGCAGCAGCGUUACGAUCAGAUUUCGAAGGAGAAUAAUGCACUGAAAAAGCAAAACGUUGAGAUCCCCACGAUGCGUCAGAAGUUGGAUGCUAUGAAGCGGCAGGAAAACGAGCUGAAGGCUUUGAAAGUGCAGCUAGAACAAAAGGAUGAAAAGUUAUUGAUUGUUAUCAAACAGCUGGAGAAUGAACGAGACGAAAAGAUGAUUUUAUUGGAAGAAAAACAAAAAGAGGAGGAGGAGCGAGCGAAGGAGCGCGCUUUGAUGGAGCAAGAUCUAGCUAAGAUGCGCAUGCAAGUUAACGAGAUCAGUGACGUGAGCAAAUUGGAACGGGAUCGUCUCCUCUCGCAGGCCGAUUCCAACGAAAUUCAUGCUGCCUACCAGCGGAUGGUCAAAGACAAGGAACUACUAGAAAAUGAAAAUCACGCACUGAGGCACGAGCUACGUCGUUUGCAGCAUAUCAUAAGCAAUUCACAUGAGCUUAAAUCACACUCCCGCUCAGUUAGCAAUGCUUCUAGCACCAACGAGGAAGACUUCGGGUACAACUCUGGCAAAAAUACGCUGGAAAUUCGGCGGUCUCCGCAGUCGCACGAAGGUGAAGUUAAUAACAAUCAUAAACUAGUUAGCGGUUCGCUAAUUGGUGCUAGUAUCCCCCAUGUCCCGUUAAAUAGCUCCACAUCGACCAGUAAUGCUGCUGCCACAGUUCGUGGUAAUAGCAGUAGCAGUAGUUCUGCAGUAGGUAAUUCUUCUAGUCAAAAUACGCUCGAUACACUGUCGAGAGGAAAAGUUGCUACGAUCGACUACGAUCGCAUCUACAAGACUCCACCGCAGUCGUUUAGUAUGCUGAAAGAUCACUCCACUCCCAACACGCACGAAUCUCCUGAGAAGGACCAGACCACCAUCAUCCUAAAGAUGCGCCAGUUGUUCGAAGAGGAGAAAUCCAAGAGCGAUCAGCUGCGCAAGGAAGUGGCCCGUUUCCGCAAGAGUUCUUCCCUCAGCACGGAGGAAUCCAUCCGAGCAUCCGAGCUGGAGGUAGAGUUCGAGAAGCUGCGGCAGGAUUAUAACCUGCUGCGAAACAGCAUCAAACGGGGUGUUGAAGAUCGAGAAAUGGAGGCACAAUACAAUGCACUGCAGGAGGAGUUGAAGCGCAGGCGGGACGAAUGUAUAUCGUUGAAGGCCGUUCUGGCUCAGCAAAGUCAAUCGUUACGAACGCUGGGCCAGUCGCAUAUUAAUCCGAAUGGUGAUACCAGUUUGAAGAUACACGACGAAGGCGAACUGUUAGAGGUGUACCAGGCGACCAAGCUGGUCAACCGGCAGCUUGAGGCAGAGCUGAGUGCAAUGAUGGAAGCUCACAACGAGACACUGGUGGAAACCAAUAAGGUCGUUGAUGGAUUAAGGAAAGAAGUUCAAGAUCUGCAGAGAGUUCUGCAAAGUAGAGUGGAGGAUCCUAGUGAGGCAAAUAUAAAUGCGCUGAAACAGAGCGAGCAGUAUUUGAGACACGAAUUGAAAAAAUCGACGGCGGCUUAUGUAGAGCUGCAGGAACAAGUGAAUGAGCUGCUUGCUAAGAUUAAUGAAUUGACCAAAAAAAACAAUAUUUUGUCGAAUCGGCUACGGGAUCACGGGCUGAAUGAUUCGAUUUUGAUGAACGAUGAAUUCCAAAACAUGGUGAUGGUGAAGAAAAAAGCCCAAUUCUAUCAGGGAAUUUUGAAGUACCGGCAUGAGGAUGAGAAUAAGAUCGUGCAAAGGUUGGUGUCAGAUCUGAAACCCCGGGUAGCAGUCACUUUGAUACCGAGUUUACCCGCGUAUGUGGUAUUCAUGUGUAUAAGAUAUACAGAUUUGGUAAAUACGGAUCAACACGUGCGAUCGUUACUGACCCGAUUCGUACAAAUGAUUAAAAAGUUGUACAAAUUACCAAACACUGCCGAAGUGCGUGUGAUGUGGCUAGUCAAUACUCUAACAUUACACAAUUUGUUAAAACAAUUCGGCGGCUAUCCAGAAUAUAUGCAGUAUAACAGUGACGUGCAGAAUCAGCAACAGUUGAAAAACUUUGACCUGUCCGAGUACCGACAGGUGAUCCACGAGACGAUCAUCAUAAUGCACGGUGUUUUACUUCGGCAGGUACAGGAAUCGCUCAAGCAGCUAAUUGUGCCCGCUAUUCUGGAUCACGACGAAACGGCACGCGGUAAGAGCCGGCGGACCAUGUCACUUGAUAUGUCCCCGGAAGAGAACCGGGAGCCGAAGACGUUAGUGCAACAGCUGGAAACCUUCUACAAACAUUUGUCCAGCUUUGGAAUGGAGAACUACUACAUAGAGCAGAUCUUCAAGCAGCUAAUGUACUACAUCUGCGCCGUUGCCGUCAACAAUCUGAUGCUGCGGGGUGACCUUUGCAUGUGGAAAACCGGCAUGAAAAUCCGCUACAACGUGAGCUGCCUAGAGGGUUGGAUUCGCACAAUGGCCAUGGAUCCGGACGUGGUGAAACCGUUGGAACCAUUGAUACAAAUUUCCCGCAUCCUGCAAGCGCGCAAAACCGAAGAGGAUGUCCAAACUCUGUUGGAACUUAGCACGUGCUUGACGACGGCGCAAAUUCUAAAGAUCAUCAAGUCGUACACCACGGACGAUUGCGAAAACGAGAUCAAGCCGAUCUUUAUCGAAAAACUGACCAAACAGCUCAACGAACGAUCGAUGCAAAAUGAAUCGGACACGUACAUGAUGGACGAAGAAAUUGUCAGCCCCCUGGUCGUUGUGUACAAGUACAGCGAGGUCAAUCUCGAAGAGAUUGAAAUACCCGAAGAAUUCAACCUGGACGGGUUGGUUACCAGGAUCUAAAAUGUGGGUAGUUAAUAAAAUAUGUUUUACUAACCUGUUUAAAAGUGAGUAUGGCACUAGAGUGAGACAACUACAGUGUAUUGUUACUUGUUGGUCUAUUGUUAAAGGUAUUAUUAUGCAAAAAUAGACUUCAGAGAUAUAUUUACAUAUUUCGUUUGUUACCAAUUGAUAAAAAGUAGUAUUUAUCGUCGUUUAGUCCUGGGAGCGUUUGUCUAACAAAUGCACUGACCGCAUCGUCGAAGACCUGAUUUUGUACAACUGCAAUUGGCCUUUAUAAGUAUUUAAAAAGAAAACAAUCAAUACAGAUUUUUAAAAUCAA